Elgaria multicarinata webbii is the source of this 2061-nucleotide messenger RNA. RefSeq names its product ALG8 alpha-1,3-glucosyltransferase (gene ALG8). Gene Ontology annotation, cellular component: endoplasmic reticulum membrane. Bases 23 to 1600 code for a protein of 525 amino acids. NCBI's taxonomy places the organism in Eukaryota, Metazoa, Chordata, Lepidosauria, Squamata, Anguidae. Gene Ontology annotation, molecular function: dolichyl pyrophosphate Glc1Man9GlcNAc2 alpha-1,3-glucosyltransferase activity. Gene Ontology annotation, biological process: protein N-linked glycosylation. The transcript has 13 exons. The record is from RefSeq and is a predicted model, not a curated record.
CCGGAGCGAAGCGGCCUCUGUCAUGGCGGCGCACGGCGGCGGCGGUGACGGCGGCGGGUUCCUACCUCUGGCCUUUGGGGUCACGCUGCUCAAACUGCUCCUCAUCCCGACCUAUCAUUCCACAGAUUUUGAAGUGCAUAGGAACUGGCUUGCCAUCACCCACAGCUUACCAGUCUCUCAGUGGUAUUAUGAGGCGACUUCUGAGUGGACCUUAGACUAUCCUCCCUUUUUUGCCUGGUUUGAAUAUGUGCUUUCGCAUGUUGCCAAAUACUUUGACCGAGAGAUGCUGGUGGUCCAAAACCUCAACUAUUCCAGCCCCGCGACCAUUCUUUUCCAAAGGCUUUCGGUCAUCUUUACGGAUGUGCUCUUCAUCUAUGCAGUUCGCGAAUGCUGUAGAUGUGUAAAUGGAAGACGUGGUGGAAAGGAGCCCCUGGAAAACCCUCCCUUUGUUCUUUCUGUUCUCCUCUUGUGGAAUUUUGGCCUCUUAAUUGUGGACCAUAUUCACUUUCAGUACAAUGGCUUCCUGUUUGGAUUCAUGCUUCUUUCCAUUGCGCGACUAUUCCAGAAAAGGCACUUAGAAGCAGGUUUUCUGUUUGCCGUCCUCUUGAAUUUCAAGCACAUCAACCUGUACGUCGCCCCAGCCUAUGGCUUGUACCUGCUCCGAUCCUACUGCUUCACUGCAAAUAAUCCAGACGGAUCCGUCCGGUGGCGUAGCUUCAGCUUCCUUCGCUUAUCGACCCUGGGCUUAAUUGUUUGCCUCGUUUCUGCACUUUCGUUGGGACCGUUCAUUGCUUGGGGGCAGCUUCCACAGGUCCUUUCCCGCCUCUUCCCUUUCAAGAGAGGCCUUUGUCACGCGUACUGGGCCCCUAACUUCUGGGCAGUCUACAAUGCCCUAGAUAAAGCUCUCUCCAUUAUUGGCCUGAAAUACAAAUUCCUCGACCCUGCAAAGAUGCCGAAGGCUGCCAUGACUGGCGGGCUGGUCCAGGAAUUUCAACACGCCGUCCUUCCUUCAGUGACUCCAUUGGCAGCUUUAGUCUGUACUGCCAUCUCCAUGCUGCCCUCUGUUUUCUGUCUUUGGUUUAAACCCCAAGGGCCCAGAGGCUUCCUGCGCUGCUUGGUUCUCUGCGCACUGAGCUCAUUCAUGUUCGGGUGGCAUGUCCACGAGAAAGCAAUACUCCUCGCCAUCCUUCCUUUGAGCUUGCUGUCUGUGGGGAGAUCAAGAGAUGCUGGCAUCUAUCUGGUUCUGUCUACCACAGGGCAUCUUUCGCUCUUCCCUUUGCUGUUCACAGCACCGGAACUGCCAAUUAAAAUACUGCUCAUGCUGCUCUUCACGGUGUACAGUUUCUCCGCGCUGAAGGCUGUAUUCAGGAAAGAAGGCCCUCUGCUUAACUGGCUGGAAACAAUCUACCUCAUCGGGUUGAUACCACUAGAAAUCUUCUGUGAAAUAGUUUUUCCAUUCAUCACCUGGAUGCAAAAGUUUCCUUUCCUCCCUUUAUUGCUCACCUCCGUGUAUUGUGCUCUGGGCAUCAUGUAUGCGUGGCUCAAACUGUAUGUCUCUGCCUUCAUGGGACCACCAGCCAUCAGGAGAAAGGAAGAAUAAUGAUGUUUACAAAGGACUAAAUCCACGGGGAUCCUUCCAGAAAAUUAAAUAGUGUUAAACGGUGUUUGCUUCUGGGUCACAGCACCAUGUACUGUUCAUUUAAGGGUGUGGCCUCCUGCUCCAGAAAUGGCUCGCGUUUCUUUGAAGGUUCUGGUCGAGGAAAGUGUUCUGCAAAUAAUCUUAAAGACGCUUGGGCAGUUUUCAGUGUGAGAAGGGGAAUGCCUAUGACAUCAGAAGCCUUGUUUACAAAAAGAGUUUCAAUAAGGACUUUAAAAAAGGGAAUUGACAUUACUUUUUUAACCUUCGGUUUGAGCUGAACCAAAUCCUGCUUAUUUUAAUGGGUCCAUUCUUGCUGUAUAACCUGUGAGGUUACUUGAAUUACAGGAUCAGAGGUCUCCAGAAAAGAAACUUAAUGACAAUCAUGCAUGGUAAAAGGUGUGAAUAAAGUACUCAUUUUUUUA